This is a messenger RNA of Ostrinia furnacalis (Asian corn borer), 1101 nucleotides long. Its product is annotated as zinc finger and BTB domain-containing protein 41. The record is from RefSeq and is a predicted model, not a curated record. Bases 53 to 1057 code for a protein of 334 amino acids. NCBI's taxonomy places the organism in Eukaryota, Metazoa, Arthropoda, Insecta, Lepidoptera, Crambidae. Gene Ontology annotation, molecular function: zinc ion binding. The transcript has 5 exons. Gene Ontology annotation, cellular component: nucleus.
GCCUAUUUUAGUUUUGGUUUUUAAUUUUUAAAAUUAUAAUUUUACGAUUAAUAUGAAUGUGCUAAGGACGAAAGGGAAGUUCCAUAAAAUAUUUAGCACUGAGAAUGUAAGCCUGCAUGCGUCUGGCGAUGGGGCAGCAGCAGGUCGUUGUUGCCGCCUUUGUGGUGGUGAUACCAGCCUCCGUGCCUUCGGGGACACUUACGUGUGGGAAGGCGUCGAAGAACGAUACGACCAGCUGCUGUACGACUGUUUUGGAGUCCGGGUGACCCAGCUAGACAACAUGAUCUGCGAGUGGUGCGUCCGGCAGCUAAGAAACACUGAAAGGUUUAAGGCGCUAGUGCACGCUGCUUUUGAUAAACCACCAAGUUCAUCAAUUCCCUCGCCAACAGUUUCCACAAAAGUUCCAGAUGAUAUUCUUAAAAAUGAAAACAUAGGCAUCAUCAACAACAAAUCAAUAAUAGAGUUGCUGAAGACAAAAAUGUCUAAGGAAAAUAGGAAAUCUAAAAGAGGCCAUCCGAAGCCUCUAGACGUGAAAAGAACGAACGUGCAAUGUAAAGUCUGUAAGCAGAAGUAUCCGAUGAUAGUUCCUGCAAAUGGGUGCAAAGAGUUUGUGUGUUCACGGUGUAAAAAGAAUAAUGACAAACAGAGUUUGUUUAGAAAAAGUUACGUAGCGAUGCCGACUGGGAUGACUACACACAUGAGGUUUCAAUCAGGAAUGGAUUUGAAGUGGAAGAAUAGGCUAUCCAGCCUAUCAAAAAAGCCAUCUCAAACGAAAAGGCAAGAAAACCCCCUCCGCAGUCGCUUCGCCAAGUUCAAAUGCUCGAUUUGUCCGAAAAAAUACACCACAUCCGCACAUUUAGUUGAGCAUAUGAAAUUAGUUCAUGGAGAACGCAAAAAUACAAUGUUCGCAAAAUACUGUGUCCUCUGCGGAAGACAUUAUAGAACGAAAGAAUUGCUGGAUAAACAUCUUCAAAUGCAUUUGGAUAACGAAAAUUUAAUCAACUCUCGUUGUGCUUCAAGAGCUCAACUAGCUUCGAAAAUGCACGCGCGUGAAUAGAGGAGCGUGUAAAAUGGCGACUGUUUUUGGCGGGAGUUGUAUGU